This is a messenger RNA of Teleopsis dalmanni, 363 nucleotides long. RefSeq names its product probable phospholipid-transporting ATPase IA. The transcript is spliced from 2 exons. Lineage: Eukaryota; Metazoa; Arthropoda; Insecta; Diptera; Diopsidae. The record is from RefSeq and is a predicted model, not a curated record. The coding region runs from base 97 to 363 and encodes 88 amino acids.
AUAUAGUAUGUAGUUGUAACAGUUUGUUUGAAAGCUGGUCUUUCGACAAAUUCUUGGACUUGGUUAACGCAUGCUGCGAUUUGGGGUUCAAUAUUUAUGUGGUUCCUUUUUGUGAUUGUAUACAGUCGUUUUUGGCCUGUAUUACCAUUGGCUGUAGUUUUUUGUGGAAUGGAUACUAUGUUAUUCACAACACCUGUAUUUUGGUUCGGAUUAGUACUAAUACCAGUAACUACUCUGCUUAUCGAUGUUAUAUGUAAACUUAUUUAUAAUACUGUUUUCAAAUCAAUUACUGAAGCAGUACGAGAGUCUGAAAUACGUAAAAACGAUCCUAGUCAUGUACUGCAUGAGUCAAGAUCAUCGUAA